This is a messenger RNA of Symbiodinium sp. CCMP2592, 360 nucleotides long. The record is from the annotation of a GenBank genome assembly. NCBI's taxonomy places the organism in Eukaryota, Dinophyceae, Suessiales, Symbiodiniaceae.
AUGGACUGUGCAACUGGCUGUCAUGAUAUGGUUCUGAGUGCCUUGCGCCCACGACAGCAAAGGGUGCUACGAGAUGCUUUCGCACUAAGAUGCGAGGGCAUGGCCCAGCUUCGGCAAGGCAAGUAUGCGGAGGCCAUCGUGGACUUUGACCAGGCCUUGGAGUUUUCACCAGAAGAUGCCCGUGUGCUGAUGUUGCGGCGGGGAUCUUUCCCGGCUUUGGAAUUUCUGCGACGGUUGCAGUGUUGGAGCCGUUGUGUGGGUCGACAAGGACCUCGUCCUCGACCAGGUCGAGGACCAGGGUCGACCCCUUGCAGCUGCCGAAGCUUGCCAAGAAGGGAUCUUGGAGGUCUUCCGCAGUAG